Cyprinodon variegatus (sheepshead minnow) is the source of this 1316-nucleotide messenger RNA. RefSeq names its product paired box protein Pax-6-like. Lineage: Eukaryota; Metazoa; Chordata; Actinopteri; Cyprinodontiformes; Cyprinodontidae. Gene Ontology annotation, biological process: regulation of transcription by RNA polymerase II; anatomical structure development. The record is from RefSeq and is a predicted model, not a curated record. The coding region runs from base 121 to 1275 and encodes 384 amino acids. Gene Ontology annotation, molecular function: RNA polymerase II cis-regulatory region sequence-specific DNA binding; DNA-binding transcription factor activity, RNA polymerase II-specific. The transcript is spliced from 10 exons.
GAGCGACUCUGUCUCUUUCUGCACUUGUCUUUCCAGUCAAGGAGAAACUAAUUGGAGGAAAGAAUACACAGGAGGAACUUUGGAUACAUUGAGCGCAGCUAAAGUUUACUUCUCUGCAGCAUGCCUCAGAAAGAUUACAGAAGUCAACCCAGCUGGGAGACUGGUGUCGCCUCCAUGAUGCAAAACAGUCACAGUGGAGUAAACCAGCUUGGAGGCGUGUUUGUAAAUGGAAGACCUCUCCCAGAUUCUACCAGGCAGAAGAUAGUGGAGCUCGCUCACAGCGGCGCUCGGCCGUGCGACAUAUCCAGAAUACUUCAGGUGUCAAACGGCUGCGUGAGUAAGAUCUUGGGUCGGUAUUAUGAGACCGGCUCGAUCCGUCCGCGGGCCAUAGGAGGGAGCAAACCCAGGGUGGCGACUCCAGAAGUGGUGGGGAAGAUUGCUCAGUACAAGAGAGAGUGUCCAUCCAUUUUUGCUUGGGAGAUUAGAGACCGACUGCUGGCAGAGGGAGUCUGCACCAACGACAAUAUCCCCAGUGUUUCCUCAAUAAAUCGAGUACUUAGGAACCUGGCAACGGACAAGAAUCAGAUGGGAAGCGGGGCGUCUGAAGGAAUGUUUGACAAACUAAAGAUGCUCAACGUACAGGGAUCCUGGGGAGGACGCUCAGGGUGGUAUGCAGGGACCACCGUCCUCAACACGGUUUUAGAAUUUGAAAGGACUCACUAUCCAGAUGUUUUUGCUCGUGAACGUCUUGCUAAUAAAAUUGAUCUCCCUGAAGCAAGAAUACAGGUUUGGUUUUCAAACAGACGUGCGAAGUGGAGAAGAGAGGAGAAGUUAAGGAAUCAACGACGGCAGGUUUUGAAUACCUCAAACCAUAUUCCCAUCAACAGCAGCUUUAGCAGCAGCGCUUACUCCUCUCCACCUCAGCCUUCUGCUCCAGUGUCCUUUUCUUCGGGAUCCAUAAUGGGAAGAUCGGAUCAAGUUCUAUCCAACAGCUAUGGCCUUCCAGCUAUGCCAAGCUUUAGCAUGGCUGCUAGCUUGCCCAUACAAGCAUCAAACCAUACCUCUUAUUCCUGCAUGCUUCCCAGCAGCCCCUCGGUAAACGGUCGAAGUUAUCAGACAUAUACUCCACCUCACAUGCAGCCGCACAUCAGCAGCCAGCCGGUGACGUCCUCUACAACAUCUUCAACAGGUCUGAUUUCUCCUGGGAUCUCGGUUCCAGUCCAAGUUCCUGGAAGUGAAGCAGAAAUGUCACAGUACUGGCCUCGCCUGCAGUGACGCUGUGACUCGGAGUCUGGGAAUCCUCGAGGGAGAGCUUC